UCCUGAGUGGCGGAUGUGAGGGGUGAGGCGGAGCCAGUGCCAGCGUGCCGCUUGAUGAUUGGUUGAGUCCCGGGCCCCGUCCCCGACGGGCAUGAAAAGACAGCAUAAAAGAUCGUCGCUCGGCGCUCUGGAGGUCAGUAGCCUGAGUCUAACACGCAGACUGUAUCAUGUUGAAGAUGAGCGGGUGGCAGCGACAGAGCCAAAACAAAAGCCGGAACCUGAGGAGAGAGAACUUGGUCCAACUACAGACAUGGCAGCUGAGUCCCUGCCUUUCACCUUUGAGACCGUGUCCAGCUGGGAGCUGGAAGCCUGGUAUGAGGAUCUGCAGGAGGUCCUGUCCGCAGAUGAAAUUGGGGGUUCCUAUAUCUCAUCCCCUGGAAAUGAAGAGGAAGAAUCAAAAACCUUCACUACGCUUGACCCUGCAUCACUAGCUUGGCUGACUGAGGAGCCAGGGCCAGCAGAGGUCACAAGCACCUCACAAAGCCCUUGCUCUCCUGAGUCUAGCCAGAGUUCUAUGGCUCAGGAGGAAGAGGAAGAAGAUCAAGGAAGAACUAGGAAGCGGAAACAGAGUGGUCAGUGCCCAGCCCGAGCUGGGAAGCAACGCAUGAAGGAGAAAGAGCAGGAGAACGAGAGGAAGGUAGCACAGCUAGCCCAAGAGAACGAGCGGCUCAAGCGGGAAAUCGAGCGCCUGACUAGGGAGGUGGAGACUACACGCCGGGCUCUGAUCGACCGCAUGGUCAGUCUGCAUCAAUCAUGACCAAUGAGUUGCCUCUUGGAGCGCACCAAACACCAUCGUGGCAGUGCCAAGCAUGUGGCCCUCAAGUGCACGUGCUGAGCAGGGAGGACUGAGGGUAGACCAAGGGAAGGGUCUCGGCUUAUAUGUACAUGUACAUCCUUUAUUAUUGUCCAUAGCCAGUAAAGGACUUUCUGUGAGCA
Molecule: messenger RNA, 936 nt
Organism: Acomys russatus (golden spiny mouse)
Lineage: Eukaryota; Metazoa; Chordata; Mammalia; Rodentia; Muridae
Gene: Ddit3
Product: DNA damage inducible transcript 3
Exons: 3
Coding region: 92-757 (221 amino acids)
Biological process (GO): negative regulation of transcription by RNA polymerase II; positive regulation of intrinsic apoptotic signaling pathway; ER overload response
Cellular component (GO): CHOP-ATF4 complex; cytoplasm; CHOP-ATF3 complex
Molecular function (GO): transcription factor binding; DNA-binding transcription activator activity, RNA polymerase II-specific; protein heterodimerization activity
Source: RefSeq, a predicted model, not a curated record